AUGACUGAUGCGGUCGGCUCUGAGGAGUCUCAAGAUGCCACCCUCCGAAAGCCCACCGACCAGGCCACCAACAGCGGAUCGAACAGUGCACCUGCCACGGUCUCAAAGUCCAUCGAGAUGGCUUCGGAUCCCACGCCAGCUGGAGUAAGAAAUGACCGAGUCAUGGCUGAUCCAGCUGCUGAGGCAGAUGCGGAUGGCGAUUCGGAGGCAGAGACAUUGAUUCAGUCACCAGAGAAGCAGAGGACCACCACCGAUAACACAUCUGUAAUAGGAUCGGCAAGUAUUACCAGGCCCAAAGAUGGACAGUCAACCGCUGCAGUUGCUGCGACUGCAAAUGAUGACAAUUCCAGAAAGCGCAAGCGUAGCGUCGAUGAUGCGCAGGACGAUCAUGCCUUUUCCGUCUCCAGUCGUCGCAGCUCACCUUUAUCAUCGCCUCGAAGGACGCCGCAAACGCCAGAGAGCGGCUUAGAUGUAUCGGACUCUAUGCCAUCCCCAAAGCCAGAGCCGGUGCUGCGCAAGCGUGAGGACGAGAUCGGCGAUUUGCGUGAUGCCGAAGGGAAGCCAGUCAAGAAUCAAAGUCGCAGGCGUCGUCCAAGCGAUUUGCCUCCGAUAAGCAAACAUCGCACAAAGAACAGUAGUGGCGGAGUGGAUCCGACCUCGUCAGAACGCCGCGAAACCAGAUCAGCUACUUAUCCUCGCCAUGCUUCACCAGACCGCUCUCCUUCGCCAAGGCCACAAAGACGGGAACACAGGCGAGGUAUAUCGACCCAGUUGACGCUUGGCGAUCAUGAGAGGAAAAAGCGUGGACGACCUCCGUCAAUUCACACCAGACGAAGUGGUUCGGCAGACAACACUCGUGACCGAUCCAUCUCUUCGGACGUGUCUGACUCCCCUCGACAACCGCGGCCUGUCCUGCUGCACAAGUUCUCGUCUACAGAGCAUGAUACCAUGUCGCCCAUCAAACCUCCCGGUCCUCGCAAGUGGCGCGACAAGAACGGCAGAACCUUCCUGUCACGGGCCUGUAGUAACAAUGACCUUGCAGCGGCGAAAACCAAAUUUUCCGAACGACCAGAAGAUCUCAACCAACCAGAUAACGCAGGAAACACUCCGCUCCAAAUCGCCGCGCUCCAGGGUUAUGUCGAUAUUGUGAAGUUCCUGUUGGAAAACGGGUGUGAAAUCGAUACUCGGAACAUCGACAAAGACACGGCACUUAUUGACGCGGUUGAGAAUGGUCAUGUUGAGGUCGUCAAACUCCUCCUCGAGUACGGAGCGAAUCCACGAAUGGGCAACGCUAAGGGCGAUGAGCCAUACGAACUUGUUCCUCAGGAUGACGAAAACUAUGAACAGAUCCGACGGCUGCUUGCUGACGCGAAAGAGAAACUCAGCAACAGGCGGGUGUCUUCUGAGCACAACGACACGGCUCGAGACGGGAAUUCAUCGAGGGCGGCUUCUGCUGCCAGUCCCCGUGAUUCCCCGCCCUUGAUGGGCCCCAGAAGUCCCCAUGCGGGUUACGGAAGGCGAAGAACCGGCCGCAGUGAAUCGACUCGAAACGAUCUUCUCUGGCAAGCAAAUACUCAGGAAAAUCUGAAGAAGUUGGCUGGAAAAGGUGAUGUCCAAGGCGUGGCAAGCAUCCUCAACGUUCUGCAAAAAGCGGAAACGGAAGCUUUGAUAGCAGCCGCUAAAGCAGGGCACGAAGAGGUUUUGCAGCUGAUGCUGGCCAUGGGCGAUCCCGAACCUGACCCUGACCCGAUUCGAAGUCUCAGACCUGGGUACAAUACUCCCAUGCUUGCAGCCAUUGGGAAGGGACAUCCAGAAGUUGUCGAACUACUUGUUGAGCAGUCAGGUUUCAAUCCUACAAGGAGGAUUCUUAAGGGGAAGACUUACUUUGAGGUCGCUGCCGAGCGGAAAGGUGAGCGAUGGGAGCAGGAGCACGAGAUUCUGAAGACCGCCUACGACAAAUUCCUGGGCAAGCAUCGAAGAUUAAGCUCUCCACGAACUACCAGAGAUGUGGACAAGGCGAAAACCCGGCUUAAUCGUCGUUCUCAAUCUCCGGUCUCUAAUAAAUCGCAGAAUUCCUCGAGCCCGAUAUUGACGCAGAAACAUUUAGCGGGCAAGUUAACCUAUCUUUCAGAGAAAGGAAAAGACCGAGAUCUUGGUUCUGUGGACGGACAAGACAGGCGCAAGCACCAUGCUUCUAAACGAGAUGUCGGCGAUUCACCUCUGGCAGUCUCUUCUGAUCAGGAUCAGACCAUACACGUUCCUCGAAAAGGCCAUACCAAACGACGGAGUCAGAGCGACCUGCCACCACCGUCCAAUCUGGAAUCUGAGGUCACGCACCGACGAAGACGUCUCGUUACUGGCAAAGAACAUCGCAGCAAUAAGAGCAAUUUAGAUGCGUCUUCAGAUGAAGAGCUCAUGGUGGCGGUGAAGACGGAGGGCAGACCGAGCACGGUGCUCAAACGGAAUCGAGAAAGUGUUUCGCCAGGGCCAGCGGUGACCGUGGAAGGUGACAAUGGUCGUAGCGCAGCUAAGAAGCGGAGGACCAUUAUCGAAAGCAGUCCGGAAGAAACCCGCCCUGGUCCCAAGAAACAAAACAGUGGCGCGUCAUCUCCCACGCUUGACCGCAAAUCGGCAGAGGGAAUGGGCUUGAAGCGCGAGAAAUCAAAAUCUCAGCCGAGUGUUGAGAGAGAACCAAAUGAGGCCAUGGAUCUUGACAAGCCUGGAUUAGACACAGUGUCCGACUCUAUUGAGAUCAUACCGUCGGCGGGCCUUCAACGUGGUGCCGGGCCUCAACGCACUAUGACGGCCGAAUCCAUCAAAGCCGAGCCGGCCCAGGCAGGUCCUUCUGAGCCUGACAUUCAGCUUCAAAGCAAAGAAAAGGCUCCUGACGCCGAAGACGCUCAGCGCCUCGAGGAGAGUAAACGACUUGAGGAAUUCAGGCGACUUGAGGCUAAACAGCUUGAAGAGUCUCGACGUUCUGAGGAGGCCAAGCGCCUUGAAGACGUACGGCGACUGGAAGAGGCAAGACGACUAGAAGAGACUAGAAGAGUCGAAGAGGCACGACGACUGGAGGAAAUUCGACGAGACGAGGAGAUACGACGAACGGACGAAAUCAGGCGCACCGAAGAGGCACGACGACAAGAAGAAAUCAGACGUGUCGACGAGGCACGACGGAUCGAAGAAACCAGACGAGCCGAGGAGGUACGACGACGGGAAGAAAUGAGACUAGCCGAAGAGGCGCGACGAGCGGAAGAGAAUAGACGCCGUGAAGAGGCUAGACGAGCCGAAGAAGCACGACGGCUAGAAGAAACACGACUGCUCGAAGAGGCAAGACGUCUCGAAGAGGACAGACAGGCCGAGGAGGCCAGACGAGCCGAAGAAGCCCGGCGGCUCGAAGAGGCCAAGCGGGUGGAGGAAGAACGCAUUGCAGCUGAGAAGGCAGCAGCAGAGCGAAAACUGGCGGAAGAGGCCGAGCAACGCAAAAAGGCUGAAGAGGAAGCUGCGCUUAAGCGGAAGGAAGAGGAGGAACGGAGAGAGCGCAUAAAGCGUGAGCUCGAAGAAAGACAACGCAGACAAGAAGAGCAGCUCAGAGAGCAACAACGCCGAGAACGGCUCGAGGCCGAGCAGCGCCGUCGGGAGGCAUUACCGGCGUUGCUCAAGCACUGUGCCCUUCUCAUCGACAAUAGCGAUCCUAAGGCCAGAAGCGAGCCCUGGUUGAAGCUUUUCUUGCCAUUGUAUACUGUCAAGACCACGCAGCUCGACCCUAAUACUCCGGAUGCCAAUCGGAACGACCUCUGGAUUCCGAAUUUCCAAGUUGCUGGACUGCUUGCGACCAAGGAUCUGAACCUGCGAAGUUAUACCUCCCUGGAGAGACGACCUGUCACGCCACACGAAAGACAGCGUCUUUGGCAGGUAGCGAGGAAUAACCUGUCAUAUGAGUUCCCAACCAAUCAGUACAAUACGACGAUCAAGAUGGCGAUCCAGCGCGAGCGAGAGGAGCGGCCAAAGUUCUUUGCCAUGGACGAACUUUUCUGGGUAAAGCUCUCUGGCUUUGAAGAUCAGAUCUUCCGACAUCCGCACCUGGCGAACCUGAAGAUCAGGAAACAGCCCAUCUCCCUUCGAGUCCUUUCCUUGCAGCAGCACAACGCAGACGCAUCGUCUCCACAAAGUCCUGCUGCACUCCCUGAUUUUGGGAGUCACGUAAAAUCAGGCCAACUGUCGAAUGGCAUGACUUCCCAUUUGUCGCCCAUUGUUAACGGUAACGGAUCCGGGUACACACAUUGA
Molecule: messenger RNA, 4284 nt
Organism: Fonsecaea multimorphosa CBS 102226
Lineage: Eukaryota; Fungi; Ascomycota; Eurotiomycetes; Chaetothyriales; Herpotrichiellaceae
Exons: 2
Coding region: 1-4284 (1427 amino acids)
Cellular component (GO): nucleoplasm
Molecular function (GO): protein binding
Source: RefSeq, a predicted model, not a curated record